This is a messenger RNA of Haemonchus placei, 939 nucleotides long. Lineage: Eukaryota; Metazoa; Nematoda; Chromadorea; Rhabditida; Trichostrongylidae. The record is from the annotation of a GenBank genome assembly.
AUCUUACAGGUAGAGCAGUGGGUUAACCGAGCACUCGACAUGGGUGUACGUGGACUUGUCGACGAAUUCCGUUCAAGCCUGGCCAGAUGGCAACCAGAGACUAUGACUACAGUGGCUUAUCAAGCGAACACUGACAAAAACAGAUAUCUCGAUGUCCCAUGUCAAGAUUAUCGUCGGGUGAUCCUGAACUGGCCAGGCCUUCCAAACGACUAUAUACAUGCUAACUAUGUCGCCAAUCCAACUCAAGAUCGUCGAUUCAUUUGUGCCCAGGGACCAUUGGAAAGCACCCAAUUGGCGUUUUGGGCUAUGGUCAUACAGGAAGGAUGUGAAGCUAUCAUUAUGCUAUGCAACACUGUCGAAUGUGGAAAGUUUAAAUGCUCUCAGUAUUGGCCACGUGAGAAAGGUGAAGUAUUAACCUUCGGAGAAGGUAAUGGGAAGAUAACAAUAACUAAUCUAGACGUAAAAGAUAGCUUUGUGAGGGUGUGUCAACUGAAGCUAGACUUUUUGAAAAAUGGGCAACCAGCUAGUCAGAUUGUUCGACAUUAUCAGUGGGAAAACUGGCCUGAUCGAGGUGUGCCACCUACACGGCUUACUGCUACGAAUAUACUCUCGGAAGUUCGAGGUACGACAAAACCGAUCUUGGUGCAUUGUUCAGCCGGCAUAGGACGAACCGGCUCGAUUGUGGCAAUCGCCUACGUACAAGAAAAAAUGCAGCACGGGAAGAAUUGUAUGAAUAUGGAUGCGUUGACGAAGGAAUUGCGGACACAACGGCCAUUUUCAAUUCAGAAUGAAAUGCAGUAUAUCUACGUACACCGUGUAUUGUUGGCUUAUUUUCUCGAAAAAUACCGUGAGCGGUUCCAACACAUUCUUAAUGGGGAAGGAGAAGCCAAGUACGCGAAAUGGCUACAGGACUACAAAGCGAUCACCGGUUGUGAUUAA